UUUCCUGAGGACCAGCUGUUCAAGAGUACCCCGGAACUGAGCCAGGCACAGUUGAGACUCGGCUGGGGCUUGGCACCGCGGCAGAUUCCUCUGCAGCAAUGUCGGUAUUAGAAGAAAGCCGGCCGUUUGCUCAACAGCUAUCCAAUGUCUAUUUUACGAUACUCUCCCUUUUCUGUUUUAAACUUUUUGUGAAAAUCAGCCUUGCCAUCCUCAGUCAUUUCUACAUCGUGAAAGGCAACCGAAAGGAGGCCGCCAGGAUAGCAGCUGAAUUUUAUGGCGUAACCCAAGGACAAGGCUCCUGGGCAGAUCGAUCACCACUCCAUGAAGCUGCAAGCCAAGGUCGACUUCUUGCUCUGAGGACACUAUUAUCACAAGGUUAUAAUGUAAAUGCAGUAACGAUAGACCAUGUCACCCCCCUUCACGAGGCCUGCCUGGGAGAUCAUGUGGCAUGUGCAAGGACUCUUCUGGAAGCUGGAGCUAAUGCAAAUGCAAUCACGAUAGACGGUGUGACUCCCUUGUUCAACGCAUGCUCACAAGGCAGUGCAAGCUGUGCAGAACUUCUUUUGGAAUAUGGUGCCAAAGCCCAACUGGAGUCUUGUUUUCCAUCCCCAACACAUGAGGCUGCAAGUAAAGGGCACCAUGAAUGUCUCGACAUUCUGAUGGCCUGGGGCAUCGAUGUUGACCAAGACAUUCCUCACCUGGGAACUCCUCUUUAUGUAGCGUGCAUGUCACAGCAGUUCCACUGCAUCUGGAAGCUUCUUUAUGCUGGUGCUGAUGUCCACAAAGGCAAGUAUUGGGACACGCCACUCCAUGCUGCUGCUCAGCAGCCCAGUACUGAAAUUGUAAACUUACUGCUAGAAUUUGGAGCAGACAUCAAUGCCAAGAACACAGAACUUCUGCGGCCGGUUGAUAUGGCUACAUCUAACAGUGCUGUAGAGAGACUACUUCUUCAACAUGAAGCUACCCCAAGUUCUCUUUGUCAACUCUGUCGACUCUGUAUCCGCAACUACAUAGGAAGACAAAGGUUGCAUCUUCUCUCCCAGCUCCAGUUACCAACGUUGCUGCAGAAUUUCAUACAGUAUCGAUAACACAGUAAAUAGUUUUACAUUCUUUGAAAAUCAAAACUUUAUAUUUUAUUUUCUUUUUAAAAUAUAGAUUGAUAUGGGUGAAGGCAAGUAUAGUUCACCCAAGGAAGCAGUGGAAUCUCAACAGAGUGUCAUUGAAGAAUACUCACUAGUACUGUUUAUGAAUUUUUGUGGUCUUUUGAGCUAUAAUAUGUUUAAAAUAUCUAUACUAUCUUAGCAAUUUCAGUAUACCUUCUUGACUUGGGGGAAUAUGAGUAUUAUUCAUUUUAUGUUUUUUAUUAUAGAGCAGAAAAAUUACAUACUUUUACUAAAUUUUUAAUUCAAUAAUAAAUUUCAUACUGUGUUACAUUUUGAAGAAUCUGUAGUCUUCAAAUAAUAGGCUAACUGUAAUUUCAGCUACUACCAUUGGUUAUCUCUGUAUUUUUAAUAUUGACAAAAAUUUUAGAGCAACUAAUAUGCUUUUUGAAAUAAAGAUGAAUUAUACACUUGC
Messenger RNA from Chionomys nivalis (European snow vole), 1575 nucleotides. It is a transcript of the gene Asb5, whose product is annotated as ankyrin repeat and SOCS box containing 5. Bases 99 to 1088 code for a protein of 329 amino acids. Lineage: Eukaryota; Metazoa; Chordata; Mammalia; Rodentia; Cricetidae. The record is from RefSeq and is a predicted model, not a curated record. Gene Ontology annotation, biological process: intracellular signal transduction; positive regulation of protein catabolic process; protein ubiquitination. The transcript is spliced from 7 exons. Gene Ontology annotation, molecular function: protein binding.